AGCGCAGGGUCGCCGCUGGCGCGCGCUCGGUUGUGCAGCUACCGCUGCCUGCGCCGCAGCCUCCUCCAAGCGCGCCUCCAGAGCGCCGGGGGUUGCGCGCCCUUUAUAUGCCAGGUGGCCGCGCGUCGUUGCGCGCGCCGCUUUUCAGUGGGGUGGAGGAGGAGGAGGAGGAGGAAAGACUGCGAGUGAAGAGAGGAGAGAGACUUCAUAGUAUUAAGGGGGGUGUGGGGAGAGAGGGAGAGGGAGAAAAGCGAGCGCCGGCUCUGCCUUCCUAGCGGGCGAAGGGAAGCCUCAUCUACCCGUGAGAGCGAGACUGAGAGCGGCGCGGCUGAGGCAACAAUGGCAGCGGCGGCGGCGGCGGCGGCGGCAGCGCAUUAGGCACCUUCUGAAUGGGCAAAAGCAACCCGGGUGGGGGAGGCGGAGGAGGCGAGGAAGCCCCAGCAGCCGCGGAGGAGGAGGAAGGCGGCGGCGGCGGCGGCGGCGAGGAGGAGGAGGAGGCAGCGGCGGCGGCGGCGGCAGUAGUAGUAGCGGCAGCAGGAGCAGGCGCGCCCCCCUUCCUGCCCGGACGGCGGGAGCUGCGCGGGGCCGAAGCUUGCGGGCGCCGGCUGGCACGACUGCGGGGACCCUCGUGCCGCACGAGCCGCGCCGGCGGCUCCAUCAUCUCCAUCUCCAUCCUUUUCUCCUCCCAGAGGAGGAGUAGGUGGCGGCGGCGGCGGCAGCAGCAGAGGCACCAGCAGAGGCAGCAGGAGAGGAAGGCGCGUCCACCUGCACGCGCUGGAGCGCCGGGCUCAUGGAGAAGCGGCGGCAGCCCUGAGUGCCGCAGCAGCAGCCGCCGCCGCCACCACCAUAGACUUUGCUCUCACGCCUGCUGUGGAGGAGCCCCUGCACGGGCAGGCCUCUCCGCCUCCUUCGCUCCAAGGUCUCCUGUGUUCCUAGCACUGUUCCUAGGAGUGUUAGAGACCAGCUGGGGAGAAGCGAAUGCUUCUAAACAAGCCUAUGGGUAUUUCUUACUGAGGACUGCUUCCAUGGUAAUCAAGAAGUAUCAUCAUAGUCCCAGGACACAAUCCGGACAGGCUUAACAUUCUAGUCAUCUUCAGCCUUCUUACGUCAGUUGCUGAAAAUCCUUCCACUCUUCUCUUUGCCUGCCCAGAGACGAGCGCCGGGAGAGUGAACCUUGGGAGGAGAGAGGUCUGCAAACCCAACUGUGGAGAGAAAGAAAAAAA
Lacerta agilis (Sand lizard) is the source of this 1223-nucleotide messenger RNA. RefSeq names its product CLK4-associating serine/arginine rich protein-like. The record is from RefSeq and is a predicted model, not a curated record. The coding region runs from base 390 to 1079 and encodes 229 amino acids. Lineage: Eukaryota; Metazoa; Chordata; Lepidosauria; Squamata; Lacertidae. The transcript has 4 exons.